AGUCUGGCGUCUUCCAAUCGACUCAGUGUCCCCAAUGUCCCCGGAAAUCCCCGCACAGACGCCACCGGCCGAGUCCGCAGGGGCGUCAGGGGCACGCGCGCCAAGCCCACCACCCGCCGCGUCAGAGACUGGAGCGACAGCUGGCGUGCAGCCGUCUCCCCGCCGCCCCUCGCUGUGGGAGCGAUUGCGAGCCAGCGACAAGCAGUGGCCAUGGAAGGCCGCCGUUCGGCUGUUGCAAUGCGUGGCCGCGGCUGUAGGCAUCGCUUGCUCUGGAUAUGUUCUCGCCAACCUGGCCAACUUUGACCGGCUGACGGUGCCGCGGAGGAAUGGUGAAAACGAGCUGUUUGUCGCGUUUUUUGCCCUUUCUUUCAUCUGGGGCGCCGCCGACCUGCUCGUCCGCUUUUUACGCCGCUACUCCAGGCCGCUGCACCCGCUGCUGGUCCUCAUCGUCGACUUUUGCUUCUGCUGCGUCAUCCUGUACCUGGCCGCCAUCGUCGUCUCCUCGGUCCUGACGGUCCGCGAGUUUGCUAACGACCCGAACGGGCUACGAUUCUGGCGCACCGGCUCGGCCGAGGGACCUUACAAGCAAGACAGCAGCGGCGUUUGGGUGUAUACCGGCGGCAGCCGCAGAUGCACCCCGGCUUUUGCCGACUGCGCGGCCCAGGAUGCUGCCGUUAACGCCGCGUGGGGUCAGCAGCCUCUGCGAUUUGCACUAGCCAUCGUUAUCGCCGUUAUGGUGCUGGUCGCCGGCCUCUGCCACUUUGUGCUUGGGGUGUGGGCGGCCGUCGACUUUUAUGCUCGCCGCAAGCGGAAGACUCGCGCGCUGAUGAGCGGGUACCAGCCAGUGUACGUGCCGGCGCAGAUGCCGGUGCAAAUGCAGCCGAUGCAGCCGGUGCAGGGGCCUUACGACAAGCAGAUUCCGGGGCACCAAGCACCCAUGCCGCAGUACGGGUACGGGGAGUACGGACAGCCGGCGCAGCAGGUGCAGCAGGCGCAGCAGAGGCAGCACUGGCAGCACGGGCAGGCAGCGAUGGGGUCAAGAUAUGCGUAGAUUAACGGUAUCGUCCAUGCCACUCUGAUAGUCCCAACGCCAUCCACGCCAACCGUAUCAACUCUGCCAGCCUGCCAGCCUGCCCGCCUGUUAGCCUGUCCUGAACUUCCAUACAAUUCCCGGCUUGUUCGCUCGUCUUACACUACAUCCCGCACAUGCCCUUGCUUUCAAGCUCGCCCGAGUCGUUUCGGCAGUAGAGGGAGCCGCCGGCGCAGAAGCACGGGCUGUGUGACGUAUUUUCUUGCUUGGAGAAGACGAAUCGUAAGAACCAUGACGAAAGGGGGUCGGUUGGUUCGCGGACCGGCGUGUUGGACGCUAUUAGGCGAGAGGUUUGUAAGGUUGGAAGGGCUGCGGCAGUGGCGAGCGUGGCGAGUAGGAUGAGCCUCAUUUUGGCAGUAUAGCAGGUGGAUUUACGAGUAGGCAUCACGCAGAUUUGCAAAUGAUAACAUGGCUGAGCGACAGCAGCCCAUUUAUACGAACCUGUGGUACAUAUCGGCAUUUAACGACAACGCGGGGAAGCGAGCAGAUCUACCAGAUGAAGCAGUUUAUAAACGUGGUUAGUGGUUCUAAGCC
Molecule: messenger RNA, 1624 nt
Organism: Gaeumannomyces tritici R3-111a-1
Lineage: Eukaryota; Fungi; Ascomycota; Sordariomycetes; Magnaporthales; Magnaporthaceae
Exons: 2
Coding region: 35-1051 (338 amino acids)
Source: RefSeq, a predicted model, not a curated record